This is a messenger RNA of Rubroshorea leprosula, 986 nucleotides long. Lineage: Eukaryota; Viridiplantae; Streptophyta; Magnoliopsida; Malvales; Dipterocarpaceae. The record is from the annotation of a GenBank genome assembly.
ACAAACACAUAAGUAUUCAAUCUCAAAGGAUCUCUGUUUCAUUAUAUUUCUGCUAAUCAAUCAACACAACAGCAUGAGCAGGGACACCGAUAGAUACAGGGGCCUGAUCAAUUGGCGGCAGCCUGGCUAUAACUAUGGUGCUAAUUAUGCCAAUGAUUCAAGCUACAGCCAACCAGUCCUAUCCCGUCCUCUUUCCUUCCAUGCUCCUGCUCUGCUUCAGGAUGGAGGUAGCAGCUGGGGUGCAACGGACCCAAGGCAGACGCACGGCGAGUGGGGAGUAACCAGACCUUUCAACUUUCCAGGCUUCUUCGAACAACAACGUUCCCCAAUUCGAGUUGUGGUGCAUGAAAAUGGGCUGGUAAGAGAGGUAAAUCCCAGCCGUAGGCUGGAGCCUCGGUAUAGGGCGCAACAAGAAGAUUAUUCUUCUUCUAGACUGACAAAAGAUGAGCAAAAGGAGGCACUGAGCAAACUAAGGAAGGAAGUCUACAAUCCAACCCCCGAGAAGAUGACAAGGAGACUAAACCUCUACUAUAGAGGAAGUUACAACGGUGAAGAAGAGAAGGCGAAGGAAAAAGACGAUGAGGAAGGGAAGAGGUGUGCGGUUUGCUUGGAAGAUUUUGUGGCCAAGGAGGUAGUGACGGUCACUCCUUGCAACCAUAUGUUCCAUGAGGAAUGCAUCGUGCCGUGGGUGAAGAGCCACGGCCUGUGUCCUGUCUGUAGGUCUGUGAUCAGUGAUAGAGCCCGGGAAAGCAGGGUAGGAGCUCCUCGAGAGGUUGUGAAUUUGGCAGCCAGUGAUCUGUUUGCUAGCGAGUUGAUUUCCAUCAUAAGAACCAUGGAGGAGGCUUUCUUGUGGACCAAUAACCGCUGAGAUGUAAUAUUAGUGGUGUCCAUCGAAGUUAUAUAUCUAUCAAAUUGUGUCACUCGCUCAGUUAAUUGUAUUACUUUUUUUUUUUUUGGUUCAAUUUUAAUAACUCUAGUUUUUAUUU